Messenger RNA from Scutellospora calospora, 387 nucleotides. The record is from the annotation of a GenBank genome assembly. Lineage: Eukaryota; Fungi; Glomeromycota; Glomeromycetes; Diversisporales; Gigasporaceae.
GAUGUUAAACAAAUUGCUUUUGCCCAAAAUGGAGAAUGUCUUUCAACUGAAUAUAUAAAUAGCAAAACCCAUUGCUCUAAAGGACAUGAAUUUCUUGCAAGUUUGCAUCAUAUCAAAAUUAGUAACUCUUGGUGCUCAAAAUAUGCAAAAGUAGCUCGUCAUAGUAUCGAGAAAUGUGAGGAUUUAUGUCACAAAAUCAUAACAAAAUAUCUUGGUUCACCUUCACCAAUUCGUAAAUCUGAUUUCUUAAAAACUCCAAAAUACCUAACUGGACUAGAACUCAAUAUCCUAUACUAUGAUUACAGCUUUGUGAUUAAAGUACAAGGUAUACAACAUGAACGUCAAAUCAAAUUCUUUUAUCCAAAUUUUGAAGAUUUUGAGAAAUAG